AGCUCCCAGAGUCUCCUGAUCGGACCCCAGCAGCCAGGACCCGGACCAGGACCCGGACCAGCAGCCAGAACCAGGACCAGGACCCGGACCAGGACCAGGACCAGGACCAGGACCAGGACCCAGCUCUCCGAAUCCGGACCAGGACCAGGACCAGGACCAGGACCAGAACCAGGACCAGGACCAGGACCCAGCUCUCCGGUCGGACCCCAGCUCCUUCUCAUCUGCUUCAGGACGAGGUGGGACGUCUGGAGCCUCUGGAGACGUCUGGACUUGAACUUGUUUUCAAAGGCGCGGUGCGUGCAGUGAGCAGCAGUGAGAGUGAUGGCUCCUCCACAGUGGACCACCUCCGUCCUGUUGGCUUCCCUGAUCCUUGUCCUCUGGUCCGCCUCUGCGUGGUCAGAUUCCUCCAUCAACCCAUCGGCUCUCACCAGGUUCAAGAGAGGUCAGAUUGCAGCUGCCACCAAAGCUAAAAUUGAAAAAUCCCUCGAUGCCAUGGUGAAAAUCCUGACUGUUUUCAAAGAAGUGAUGAGUAAGAUUGACUCAAACCAAGUGACCACUGUGAUGAAGGCCCUGGGGGACUUUGCUUCCCUGGCACCGGGCAUCGGCAGUGCGAUCUCUGCCGUCAUCAGUCUGGUCUUAAUGUUCAUACCAACUGAGGACAAAGUGAUGAAGGAGUUUGCUGAUGUCAACAGGAAGCUGGACUUCAUCUCCAUGCAGAUCUCCCAACUGAGGACUCACGUGAAGGUUUCCAGCUUCCUCAGUGCCUACUCUACAAACGAAGCAACCAUCAUCAAUGCCUGGAAGGAGCUCGAAAAACUCAAAAACAAGCCAUUGAAUGAUAAUACGCAAGGCGAGAUUAAAAAUUUUAUUCAAUACUACAAGGAAACAAAUGUGAGGGCGAAUGUUGACAACUUAUUUUUCUUCCUGACAGUGGAAGGCCUAUCCAUCAGUGAAAACAUCAACACUUUGUACAAAGAGAAGUUUAAAUGUCACGUUAACUACAUAGGUAUAUAUAGCUUAUAUUUAAAUGAUCUGAUGUUGAAGGGAAUGAUUCUGAAUCAGGCUUAUUUAAAACUGACUCAUCAAAGCUCACCUGGUGACCACACCGAACUGGUUAACAGGCUGAAGAAACUCUAUGAAAUUCAAAAAAAGAGAUUUCAUGAGUGCUUAGACUCCUACGAGAAACAGAUGGAGACGGAUGUGGUGGAGAUCGCUAAAAGCCGCAGUCCUGAUGAUAAAAUGGGCAUCGCUAAACAGGUGCAUGCUCAUCUUGUUGAUAAGUACGGCUGGUACAAUUGGCAGGUGUUGGUGUAUAACACCAAAGACGAUAAAAAACACCGGAUAUAUAACAUGAGAAAGAUUAUUGCCAACACUGUGACAGUAGCUGUGACCUACACCCUGAAGGUCAGUCCGGCUGAGGAGGAAAUUGUCAGACGAGCAAUUGAGGGAUUAUCGGCAAAAUGUGAUGUUAAGCAUGUUGAACGAAUGCAAGAUCAUGUAAUAACUCUCCCUUCUCCAGGAGUAGGUCGUUCUCAAAGAAUCGUCUCUUUGUCUGAAUAUGUCAAGAUAGGAGAUGUGAUACAUAGAAAUAAAGACGUUGCAGAAUUCCCAGAGCCCUUAAAUAUAAUUAAAUGUAAAAAUAGGUUCCACAAGAGUGUCGCUCUGCACUACUCCAAGAGGGUAGAGGUUUGCACACCGGACCCAUGUAAGAACGGCGGAGUGUGCAAGAGAAUGCUGGAGUCCAACGACUUCCUGUGUGAGUGUCAGGACAGUUCCUAUGGAAACGUAUGUGAGAAAAAAGUUGACACAAACAAGAUUACUGAGAUGCUCAGUGACAUUCCCUUCACCGUCCCUGUAAGAGACCACCAAAGAUGAUGGAUCGCCGGGGUGAAGGCAGGAGCGGCUAGCUGUAGUCACCUCGGCCAAUCAGAAUGCAGGAGUAUCUAAGCCCCGCCUUUAACCCUCCCCCUAAUUUCAAAAUUAAAUACCAUAAUAGUAAAACCUUUUGUCGUUAAUGUUAUAUACUGGCUGCAACACUGAAUAAACAGUUUAACAGUUAGUUUCUCCCUGGAGCGAGUCACAGAUGGAGGUGUCAUUUAUAAGCUCAUCAUGUCAACAUCAGGGACAGGUCACGUCACGUAUUAGUUUAAAUCCCUGUUUGUGAGCAAAAGACAAUAAAAACCUCUCUGUAUGUUUUGCAAAGAUGAAAAGUUUUACUUUAAAGGUUUGUGUUUCUCAUCAAAUGUUUGGAUGAUAAAGAACGAGGCUCUGAUAUGGUUCUGGUUGGAUUACGAGUGAAUCAG
Messenger RNA from Cololabis saira (Pacific saury), 2303 nucleotides. RefSeq lists its product as uncharacterized. NCBI's taxonomy places the organism in Eukaryota, Metazoa, Chordata, Actinopteri, Beloniformes, Belonidae. The record is from RefSeq and is a predicted model, not a curated record. Bases 322 to 1875 code for a protein of 517 amino acids. The transcript is spliced from 4 exons.